AUGACACCUCUGUGCAAACAAGCAGGCAUAAAAGAAGACGUGAAUAUCAUCAUUUCAUUUUAUGAAGAUAUUAUAAAUGAAAUGAAAUGUUCAUAUAAUAAUUUGUAUGACACAGUAAUUAUAUUAAAAACUAAAAUAGACGAUAUAGAAAAUUCUGUAGAGGAGGAUAUCAAAAAUAGAAAAAAUGGCUACUUGCAUUUAAAAAAAGAAAAUAAUAAAUCAAGUAGAAAUGGGGAGAAGGAAUAUAACUUUUAUAACACAGAUAUAUUAAACAAUAUCUUAUGCAACAAAUUAGAUAAUUAUGUACUUAACAAAAGGGGUGCAAUUAAGUUACUAUACCAUGAGGGUGAAGGGCUGUUUAAUUUGCCUACUCGGAUCUCAAGAAAUAAAUAUGAACAGAAUAGUGAAAAAGCUCAUUCAUUUGAUGAUAUAAAAACAUCAAAAGAAACAAUUAUCAGGAAGAAAGACGAAAUGAGAAGUCGGGAAUACUAUAUGAAUGGUAUGUUAAGAAUCAAAGAAAGUUUAGAAGGGGAAAAAACAACAAGCGAUGACGAAAUUGAAGAAGAGGAUAAUAAAAAUUCACUUACACAAAAGAAAAAAAAUUCAAAAACUUGCGAAGGUGUAAAAUCAGUAAUUUUUGCUCGUUCAGGAGUAUCAAAAAAUUCGAUUGAUGGAAAAAAUUUAGAUGGAUGUAGAAAUCCUGAAAUGGUCAGAAAUUUUGAUACCUCCAUUAAAUAUGAUAAGUUUAAUAAUCAUAUCGCAGAAAAUAAUCCCCUAAGUGACCAAAAAAUAACUUCAGGGGAAAGAACCGUACUAAUGAGAAGGGGAAAAGAAAAGACAGAAUAUAUGGAGUCUUAUCUUAAACAGAGUUACGAUAAAAGUUGUUCAGGUGAAAAAAGUAGUGAUAAAGAAAGGAAUAAAACAGAUUUAGUGAUUACGAAAUAUUGUAGUAAAGACAGUAAAGCUGACUCUUCUUCAGAAAAUUUCGCGGACUUGAACUUUUCUGAUUAUUCAAUGGAUUCAAAUAAAAUUAGGGUAAUUAAAUUAUCGCAUGAAAAUAAAAUUUUAUCAGAUAUAUUAAUGCAAAAAAAAAAAGAUUAUGAAAAUGUUGUAGUGAAUAAUAGAAAGAAUGAUGAUUUGCGGCAAAUUACGAAUGAUGCCCUCUUUUUCAAUAAAAAAUGUUACUCCCAAGAUGAAGUGCGCAGCGUACUUGACAAAGAGAGUAACCUACAUGAUGAAUGGAAUAACCUAAAUAAUGAAGAGAAAGAACUGCAUGAUGAAGGGAGUAAUCUACAUGAUGAACAGAGAGAACUACAUGAUUUGGAGAGAAUAUUACACAACGAAGAGAGCGACCUACAUAAUGAAAAAUAUAGCGCUCAAGAUGAACAAGCACAUUUCAUAUGCAAUUCAUUUAUUCCAAGGAAUAUGGUAAAUGGACAUUUUAUGAAUAGCGUAAAUAAAAACACUAAUAUAUAUAGCGAGCAAGUAAAUGAUUCCAACACUGGUUGUUAUUAUGAGAAAAUAAAAAAUUCGUCCAAAAUAGAGGAAAAAAAAGGAAGAAGAAAAAACAAAGACAUUCGACAUUCUGUUAUUUACAAUAAUGAUAGAAACAGGAGAACUUAUUUCAGUGAGGAUAACUUUAAGGAGGAGAAUAAAUGUUUAUAUGACAUGGAUGAAUCUUUUAAAAACUAUAUAAGGAAAUAUGAACAGACUAUAAAUAAUAGACGUAUAGGCAAUCCUUUUAUGAACAUUAAUAUAAAAAAUAAUUAUAGUAACAUAAAAGAUGAUUAUAAUUACAUAAAAGAUGAUUAUAAUAACAUAAAAGAUGAUUAUAAUAACAUAAAAGAUGAUUAUAAUUAUAACUAUAAUGACCAAGUAGAAAGUACGUAUCAUAUGUGUAGUGAACCGGACCAUUAUUUGGAAAAUUUCAAACGUAGUCAAGUUAAUAAUGCAUACAAAAGGGAUAACAGAGUUCUUUCUGAAAUGUACUUAAAAAAUAAUAGGAGAGACAAAUAUAGUGCUUUAAUUGGCUUAAGCAAAAGAAACGAUUUCUUAAACAACGAAUUGUUGUUAAGAAAACAGAGGAAUACUGAUGAGGUGUCUCCUUUUAUUUAUGCAUCAAAAGAUAAUUAUGAAAAGUUUAAUUUUAACGAUAUGCAGCAUAAUAAAUCUAAAUAUUUAAUGUGGGGAACAAAUUUAAGCAGACAAAUGGAUCCUUACAGUAAUUACAAAAACGCCUUGGUUGAUUACGAAAAUGGGUGCGCCGAUGACGAAACGAAUAUACAAGAGAGUAUUUCAUUACUUGGGGAAAAAUUAUGGGGCGUUAAUGAUAGCAGCGAAACUAUAAACAAUAACGAUAAUGGAAAUAAUGGUAAUAAUGAUAAUGAUAAUGAUGAUGAUAAUAAUAAUAAUAAUAAUAAUAAUAAUAAUAAUAAUAAUAAUAAUAAUAAUAAUAAUAAUAAUAAUAAUAAUAAUAAUAAUAAUAAUAAUAAUAAUAAUAAUAAUAAUAAUAAUAAUAAUAACAAUUACAAUUACAAUAAUAACAGUAAUAAAAGUAAUAACAAUAAUAACAGUAAUAUUGGUAAUAAUAGCCUAAUCAGAUGCAACGAAUUGAUGCCUAACAGUGGUAAUGUUGAGGACUACAGUACUUACACCUUAAAAAAAAGAUGUAGUAACGAUAGAAUGUCAGGGGGGUACUACUAUAUAGAUUUGAAAAAAUGCAACAAAAUUUCUGAUAAAAAUUUAUUAAACUUGAAAAAUAACUAUCACAAGAAAAAAAGAAAUAUGUUAAAUUCUUUUUCGUCCAAUGUACAUUCGAUUUAUGCACCUCCUCCUUCCGCAUUCAUUUCAGAAAUAACUUCUAACUGUGUAAAAAGGAAAAAGGAAAAAAUGAACUCUGAAUUCGCUACUUACAAUAAGUAUCAUUAUGAUAACUUAUACAAAAUUGUAAAUUAUAAAAAUAUAUUGAAUAACUCAUUGCCUGCUAACUACAUUGACAUAGACAUAAAUCCUUCCUUGCUUCCAUACACUGGGCUUGAUUACCCUUUAAAUCGUAUAGGCUAUAUGCACAAUAAGAGGCAUCAAAGGAGAAAGCAAAGGAGAAAGCAAAGGAGGGAAAAAAAAAGAGAGAAAAGAAGAGAAGAAAAAAGGGAAGCAAAAAGGGAGGAAGACAAAGAAAUGAAAAGAAAAGGGGGAAAAAAGGCAAAAAGAACAAGAGACAAACAAAAGGUGAGAGACGUGCAAAAGACAGAUCAAGUAUUAACGAAUACAAAAAGCGGAGACACCCAUUUUAAUUCUAAUAGUUUGAAAAACUGGUAUAAUGAGAAUAAUUUAGAUAAUUCUUCCAACGUUGAGAGUAACAUGUGUAGUAUUACUUCGGUUUGUGAAAAUACAAAUCAUGUUAAUGCUGUUCUUCAAGAGGUUUCAUAUAAUCCUCUUUUUUCGAGAAAGGACAUAGACAACAUAUCUUCUAAGGGAAGUAGUGCUAAACCACCAUCAUCAGCUACAGAUAAGCAAAAAAUCAAAAAUAAAAAUGAGAAAAAACGAAACAGGCUUAGCAACAGCGUUGCAGUGGGAAAAAUGAAAACACAAAAGAAACUAAGCCAGAAAAAAGGAGUUGAAGAAAUAAAAAAAAAAAAGAAAAAAAAAAGGACACUAAACAAACAAAAAUACUACGAAAGCAAUGCUACUACUUUAUUUUUAGAAAAUGUACAUAAUUCACAUAUACCCAUAUAUAAUAAUGACAUAUCUCCUUCCAUGAAUGAUAGAAAAUAUGAUGAAUUUAAUUUAGCAAAUACGCAUAUCAAAAGAUAUGAAUUAAGAACAAAAAGAAAAAUUAAAUAUGUAUUACCUGCUAUAAAUAAAAAGUUAAGACGAGAUAGCUCAAGACAAAUAUUUGAUCCUUUUUUGUAUAAUAAAACAUGGAAGAUAAAAAAAAUAUAA
This is a messenger RNA of Plasmodium malariae, 3942 nucleotides long. RefSeq names its product conserved Plasmodium protein, unknown function. The record is from RefSeq and is a predicted model, not a curated record. The coding region runs from base 1 to 3942 and encodes 1313 amino acids. Lineage: Eukaryota; Apicomplexa; Aconoidasida; Haemosporida; Plasmodiidae. The transcript has a single exon.